AUGGCUGUCGAUAAUUGGCACCAAUGGAUCUCUGUCCCAUUAUUCAAUGAUUUUGUGAGUAUUUUCCCCACAUUAUUCAUCAUGAUUAAUACGCCCAAUAUUUUUAAUAUUUUUAAUUACAAUUUCAUUUUUUUGAUUCAGUGGAUCGGAAUGUUUGCAUAUUCAAUCAUCUUCAUGCUGUUUGCUUACAUUAUCACCGAGAUCUUCAGCAUCGACGAUCAUUUCAAACACGAACGUCGCUUGGUUAUGAUAGUCACCAUGCCUGGGAUCGACCAGCGAGAGUUCGGCGAAGAGAAAACCAUCUUUGUGACCAAGUUCAAGGAAGAAGAAACCAAGGCUCAGACAACUCAGCAUAGGGAACUGCUGAUCCCGAAACCAACAUAG
This is a messenger RNA of Bursaphelenchus xylophilus (pine wood nematode), 384 nucleotides long. NCBI's taxonomy places the organism in Eukaryota, Metazoa, Nematoda, Chromadorea, Rhabditida, Aphelenchoididae. The record is from the annotation of a GenBank genome assembly.